Molecule: messenger RNA, 2122 nt
Organism: Westerdykella ornata
Lineage: Eukaryota; Fungi; Ascomycota; Dothideomycetes; Pleosporales; Sporormiaceae
Product: gamma-glutamyltranspeptidase
Exons: 4
Coding region: 250-2040 (596 amino acids)
Source: RefSeq, a predicted model, not a curated record
GGUUUCUCUACGCUCAUAUGAAAAUAGAUGUGUCAUUAGGGGUAAUUUAGUUACAAUGAUUGGAUGCGUAGUAGGCCGUGAAUAUGUUCGCUUCCGGGAAUAGCCGCCUGUUCCUUGAAAUACGGACAACAUAUUCAAAUCUCGGAAAAGUACAGAGACCAAACUCUUGAGAUAUUCUGGAGGACACAAAGUCAAGUGGACUUCUCCCCGCAUUCCCGUAAUCCUAAGAUACCCACCCCGCCUUACAAGAUGGGUAUCAACGUGUACCCUCACCCAGAACCACAAUUCAUCCACUUCCCGAGUCGUCGCUCGGUCGUUCACAGUACCAAAGGCAUUGUAUCAAGCACUCAACCUCUUGCCUCUGCUGCAGGCAUCGAAAUCCUGAGAAAAGGGGGAAAUGCAGCUGACGCAGCAGUAGCCGUAGCAGCGGCCAUAAAUGUCACCGAACCAGGCUCCACGGGCAUCGGCGGUGACCUGUUCUGCUUGUUCUACGAUGCCAAGACGAAGAAGGUGCAUGCAUUGAAUGGUUCCGGAAGAUCUGGACAGAAUGUCACGCUUGAGCGAAUCCGAAAAGACUUGAAUAUUCCAGAUGGGGAGAGCGGUCAUAUACCCCUGGACAGUGUCCAUGCUGUGACUAUUCCUGGAGCGGCUGCGGGUUGGGUAGAUGUGGUGGAGAGGUUCGGCAGCGGAAAAGUCACGCUUGAGGAGGUUCUUCACCCGGCGAUAGAGUUGGCGGAGAAUGGGUUCGCAGUGUCUGAACUCUCAGCUACUUUUUGGGCGGCCAGUGAAUCACAGAUCAAACGAGCAUCUCCAAAUGGGGCGGAGAUGUUGAAAAAGGACCCGUCAGCAAAAGACGGAUGCAGAGCCCCCAAAGCAGGAGAGGUAAUGAGAAUGCCCACUCUAGCACAUACCUUCAGGCUCCUCGGCAAGCAUGGCAAGAAAGGUUUCUACGAAGGCGAAGUGGCAGAACAGCUCGUGAAGGUGGUGUCAGAUCUGGGAGGUCACAUUACCAUUGACGACCUCAAGCAUCAUGGAGAAACUGGAUCAGAACCUGUUGAUCCUAUUUCCUUGAAGUUUACAGGGCAAGGUGUGGGCGAAGCUACGGAAGGCCACGGGAUCGAACUCUGGGAACACCCUCCCAAUGGCCAGGGUAUCGUUGCUCUCAUGGCACUCGGCAUACUUCAAGAGCUCGAGAAGCAAGGCAAGAUUCAGAAGUGGUCGCACAAGGACCACAACAGCACGCCGCAUCUCCACGCUGUCAUCGAAGCCCUCCGCAUUGCCUUUGCCGACGCGCACUGGUUCGUCACCGAUCCCAAUGUCGUCAAAGUCCCCUCUGCCGAACUCAUCUCCCCUGAAUAUCUUGCUGAACGAGCUAAGCUCUUCGACCCGAAGAAAGCUGCUUCUGCACCCAUCCACGGCUCACCAGCACACCUUCAGAGCGACACGGUGUACUUCUGUGCCAGCGACUCCGAGGGCAAUGCCAUCUCCUUCAUCAACAGCAACUACGGUGGUUACGGCACAGCCAUCAUCCCCAAGGGCUGCGGAUUCACUCUGCAAAACCGAGGCGCAAACUUCAGUCUCACUCCUGGGCAUCCCAAUGUGCUUGCUCCGCGCAAGAGGCCCUAUCACACGAUCAUCCCUGGUCUGAUUGCGUUUGCCAAGGACCAGUCUCUUCACAGUGUCUUUGGCGUCAUGGGUGGCUUCAUGCAGCCUCAAGGCCAUGUCCAGGUGCUGUUGAAUCAGGAGGUUUUCAAGCUUCAUCCGCAAGCUGCGCUUGAUUCGCCGAGAAUCUGCAUCGGAGGCGGUAUGCCAGGCGAUGAUGGGAAAAUGACUGAUGCGACCAUUUACAUCGAGGAGGGAAUCGAUGAGAAGGUUGUGAAAGAGUUGGCGGAGCUAGGCCACAGUGUGAAGCAAUUGAAGGGAUACGGAAGGGGAAUGUUUGGCAGAGGCCAGAUAAUCAGACAGCAUUUCGACGAUGGAGUUAGGGUGUGGAGUGGAGCUAGCGAUUUGAGGGGUGAUGGUGCGGCGGUGCCCCUAUGAGGAACUCGGGAGAAGUAGACUCAGUGGUGACGAUAAUCAGCAUUACUGCAUUGACCGAUGAUCAUCGGCGCAAACACAAAAG